This is a messenger RNA of Oncorhynchus tshawytscha (Chinook salmon), 1977 nucleotides long. Its product is annotated as CD209 antigen-like protein E. NCBI's taxonomy places the organism in Eukaryota, Metazoa, Chordata, Actinopteri, Salmoniformes, Salmonidae. The transcript has 6 exons. The record is from RefSeq and is a predicted model, not a curated record. The coding region runs from base 293 to 1012 and encodes 239 amino acids.
UUUCUCACAAAGUGAUAGGCUGAAAGGUUGCACUUGUCACUAUUUGUUGUCCUGCAGCUGUCAUGUUCUAUCACUCGGUUAGAUGAUACUGUCAGGUCUAUGUUCCUGUUUGAAGGUGGUUGGAUACUCAACAUUAUAUCAACUGCAGUGGACCAGAGACAGAGCUCAGAGAGGUACCAGGUGAAGUCACAAAUCAGAGCUACGACUCAACUACUUGUCAGUACUGUUGGAAUCAUACAGUAGAUAUUACCAUUACAAGUCAGUUAGAAAGGUAAUAAAACAGUUAGUUAAGAUGGAUGACAACGUCAACAAAGAGGUUGUUGAAAUUGACAAGGUUAUUGAAGGAAACCAGAAUGGAGCAAUGAGGAGAGUGACAACUGAGACACAUCCCUCAGCACCUGACGGUUCAGGGAGAAGACUCUACGGGAUGGUUGCUGUAAGCUUUGGGAUGCUGUGUGUUCUACAAGUCGCUCUCAACAUCUCCAUGCGACUAGUCUCAGACAGUCUGACUCAAGAGAGAAACCAGUUACCGGCCAGUUACAACGACCUGAUUAUAGAGAGAGACCAGCUCCAGAAGGAGAAAGACUAUAUUAUGGGAAAGUGUUCUAAUCCUGGCUGGAACAAGUUUGAAUCCUGUUGGUACUUUGUCUCUUCUGAGAGUAAAACCUGGAGUGAGAGCAGACAGGACUGUAUGGAGAGAGGAGCAGACCUGGUGAUCGUAAACAGCAGAGAGAAACAGAGAUUUCUAUUUGCCCUCAACAAGAGAGCCUGGAUCGGUCUGACUGACAGAGAGACUGAGGGGUCCUGGAAAUGGGUUGACGGCACACCACUGAGAACAAGGUACUGGAUAUUCGACCAGCCUGAUAAUGGAGGAAGUGUUUCAACCUUUCCGGGGGAGGACUGUGCUGUACUACACAAUGUACAAUACCAGCCUGAAAAGACAUGGAAUGAUUUAAAUUGUGCAGAAAAACAUAUCUGUAUUUGUGAGUUGUGUAACAAUAACCUCCUGUAACUACCCAUCCACCAUCUCUAUCUCUCUCUAUGACUCUCUGACUCGCCCUUUCUCAAUCUGUCUCCAUCCUUACUCGUUCAUGUUUGUUUCAUUCUGAACAUAGGAAUCAAAUUCCCAUUUACUUCCUGGGAUGCAUUAGUAGCUUCCUGUCUUCAGUAGUUAAAUGGACACAUCAGACACAGACAAUGAUUGAGACACAACACAAAAAGUAAACAGCUGCAUUAGAACAGACAGAAGGGACCAGUAUGAGGUUGUUAAGUCAGUACAGUCGACUCCUGAUAGGUGCACAUCAGAUAAGUGCAAGACCUGGGUUCAAAUACAACUUGAAAUCUUUCAAAAGCUUUGAGUGUUUGCUUUAGCCUGCCUUCAGUGCCAGGUGGGUACUGGGGCUUUUCUGUUGCAACAGAAGUAUUUUAAAUAGUUCAUACAGAGAGGCAUUCUGGCAGUACUCUUUAGACACUGGAUCCAGAGGGGUGAAUUCAUGAUUUUUCUCUGUGCUCAUUUCUAUAAUGUUGAUGCCUUGAUAUAUUAGGUCUCGUUGUCUCCGGAUUCACAGACACCCAAAUAUCCCCUAUGUAUAUUUUGAAAUGGCCUAUUGAUUAACGAGACAAACUCUAUCUUAUUAUUUUGUGCUAUAUUUUGCCAUUUUCCCUGGAACAAGUUAUUAUAAAUUGUUUUACAUUGUGUCUCAAUGGGCCACUAGGCUAUAAAUAGAAUCUAUGUGCAAUGGUCAGGUCACUCUAAUGAAGAUGUCAGCUUGACGUUGAAAUGUCAGUCACCAGUUCACAUCCUGUGCAAUGUAUUAAUGUGAGCAAUAAGAAAUCAAUAUGUCUUUAUUUGUUGACUGUUCCAACUCCUUUCACCUCAAAUUAGUCAUUUUGGAAGUGUUCCUUGGCAAACCAUUCUCAUAUAGUAUUUCAUCCCAGGUCUGGUAAGUCUACACUACCACUAUGUUUAAAGGAAAA